Molecule: messenger RNA, 4226 nt
Organism: Oxyura jamaicensis (ruddy duck)
Lineage: Eukaryota; Metazoa; Chordata; Aves; Anseriformes; Anatidae
Gene: SLITRK6
Product: SLIT and NTRK like family member 6
Exons: 2
Coding region: 551-3073 (840 amino acids)
Biological process (GO): axonogenesis; positive regulation of synapse assembly; regulation of presynapse assembly
Cellular component (GO): membrane
Molecular function (GO): protein binding
Source: RefSeq, a predicted model, not a curated record
UGGGGAAGGGCUUAAAGGCUGAGUCAAAAGCCAAGAAGUCUCUUUAUUUACGCCUACCUCCCAGCCCCUGGCAAUCUGACUAAUAACAAACUGAGCUAACAGGAAAGACUAGAAAGAGCAGAGAGAACAUAGAAGCAGCUUGGAUCUAAAAAUCAGUCAAACCAAGUGAUCGAGUAAAACCCUGCUGAACACCUUGUUUGUUUACUGCAUCCAAAUGCUUGCAAACAGUUAACUAUAUGCGGAAAAGUCAGCAUAGCUGUGAAGUAUGCUGUGAAUUUUAAUUGAGGAAAAAGGACAAGUGAUUACGGGAUGGUCUAAUGUGCACUCUCUCUGGAAGAUGUUUUAAAUUGAAGGCUUUGUACUUUGUCUUCUGAACAAAGAUUUUGACUUUAUGAAGCUGUAACAUUACCAGAGCUUGCAGCAAAGAAACUCAGACCAAAGUGUGCAUUUUUCACAAAGAAAAAUUACAUUGCAUUCAAACAGCUGCUCCAACUGUGCAUUACUGGGUGUUUUGGGCAGUUUUACGGCUGUGCAGAAUCUGCUGGGCAAGAUGAAGCUCUGGAUUCUUACGGUAUAUUCAGUUCUAGUUGCAUCUGACUCUUUCCAGUCAGAGUCUUCUUUUUCUUCAGCCAGAGGAUCUUGUCAGAGUUUGUGUUCCUGUGAAGAAAAGGAUGAUACCAUGAUUAUAAACUGUGAAGAAAGAGGCAUCAAGACAGUAUCAGAGAUAAAUGUCCCACCAUCACGGCCUUUCCAUCUUAAUCUGUUAAACAAUGGCCUGACUAUGUUACAUGUGAAUGAUUUUGCUGGCCUUGUUAAUGCUAUCUCUCUACAUCUUGGAUUUAAUAACAUUGCAGAUAUCGAGCCUGGGGCUUUCAGUGGUCUCAGCCUUCUUAAGCAACUUCAUAUCAAUCACAAUUCUUUAGAAAUACUUAAAGAAGAUACAUUUAACGGAUUGGAAAAUUUGGAGUUUCUUCAAGCAGACAACAAUUUCAUCACAGUGAUUGAAGCAAGUGCCUUUAGUAAGCUCAACAGGCUUAAAGUGCUUAUUUUGAAUGAUAAUGCCAUUGAGAAUCUUCCUCCGAACAUAUUUCGUUUUGUGCCAUUGACCCAUUUAGAUCUUCGUGGAAACCAAUUACAGACACUGCCAUAUGUUGGCUUUUUAGAACAUAUUGGUAGAAUACUAGACCUUCAGUUGGAAGACAAUAAAUGGGUCUGUAACUGCGAUUUGCUUCAGCUGAAGAUAUGGCUCGAAAACAUGCCUCCUCAGUCAAUAAUAGGUGAUGUUGUUUGCAAUAACCCUCCAGUUAUCAAAGGCAGCAUCUUAAGCCGAUUGAAAAAAGAAUCACUUUGUCCUACUCAUCCUGUCAAUGAACUUGAAGAUCCUUCAGGGUCACUACCCUUGGUUGUAACCACCUCUAUUGGUGAUAGUCACCUAUCAACUAAGGUCAUUCCUAUCCUGAAAGCUCCUACUAAAGAAACAGGUUUAGUGCUUCAUACUUCAAAGCCAACUACUCAAUUUCCAGGAAUCUAUUGUCCCAUUCCCUGUCACUGCACCAGCCAUAUGCUCUCAGGAGUUCUCAUGCACUGCCAAGAGCGAAAUAUUGAAAGCUUGUCUGAUUUAGGACCUCCUCCUACAAAUCCUAAAAAGCUUAUUCUAGCUGGAAACAUUAUUCAGACAUUGAUGAAGUCAGAUCUUGUGGACUAUGCUAGCCUGGAAAUGCUUCAUCUGGGGAACAAUCGUAUUGAAAUCCUCGAGGAAGAAUCUUUUAUGAAUAUGACUAGACUUCAGAAAUUAUAUCUCAAUGGCAAUCAUCUUACAAAGCUAAGUCAAAAUCUCUUUCUUGGCCUUCUGCACCUUGAAUACCUGUACCUUGAAUAUAAUGCCAUCAAAGAAGUUUUGCCAGGGACAUUUAAUGUGAUGCCAAAACUUAAGGUCCUCUACUUAAAUAACAACCUUCUGCAGACUUUACCACCCCAUAUCUUUUCAGGGGUUCCACUUACCAGAUUAAACCUAAAAACAAACCAGUUUGCUCACCUGCCUGUGAGCAAUGUUUUGGAUGAACUGGAUAUGCUGGUACAAAUUGAACUUGAAGACAACCCCUGGGAUUGUACCUGUGAUUCCGUUGGGCUGCAAAAAUGGAUACAAAAGCUGAGUAAGAACACAAUGAUGGGUGAUAUUUUUUGUAAAUCUCCCGGACACCUAGAAAAAAAAGAACUGAAAUCCCUGAACAGUGAAGUCUUGUGUCCAGGUUUAUUAAACAGCCCUGCCCUACCAUCUCAUGCCAGUUUUGUAGUUGUGACAACUUCUACUACUACUACCAACACUGCAGACACAAUCCUGCGGUCCCUUACAGACGCUGUCCCACUUUCUGUUCUAAUACUAGGACUUCUAAUUGUGUUUAUAACUAUCGUAUUUUGUGCAGCAGGCAUAGUUGUUCUUGUUCUGCAUCGGCGGCGAAGAUGUAAAAAGAAGCAAGCAACUGAACAAAUGAGGGAUAGUAGCCCAGUUCACCUCCAGUACAGCAUGUAUGGGCAUAAGAAAACACACCACACAACAGAGCGCCCAGCUGCAUCUCUCUAUGAGCAACGUAUGGUUACUCCCAUGGUUCAGGUCUAUCACAGCCCAUCCUUCAGCCCCAAGCACACUGAGCAACAAGAGGAAGGAAGUGAGAAAGUAGGUAAUGAUUCCAAACAUCUCCGCAGAAGCCUCCUGGAGAGAGAGAAUAAUUCACCUCUUACUGGUUCAAAUGUCAAAUAUAAAGCUACAGAUCAAUCUGCUGAAUUUCUGUCUUUUCAAGAUGCCAGCUGCUUGUAUAGAAACAUUCUUGAAAAAGAAAGAGAACUGCAGCAACUAGGGAUUACAGAGUACCUACGAAAAAAUAUUGUCCAGCUCCAGCCUGAAAUGGAAGUUCAUUAUCCUGGAACACAGGAGGAACUGAAGUUAAUGGAGACACUAAUGUACUCCAGACCAAGAAAAGUUUUUCUAGAACAAACUAAAAAUGAGUAUUUUGAACUCAAAGCUAAUUUACAUGCUGAGCCUGACUACUUGGAAGUCUUGGAGCAGCAAACAUGAAAUAACACAUUGGGCUGGGCCAAAUUUCUCUAGUUCUGUAUCUACCCCUGUAAAUAAAAGUGCCUUAUAAUAACAAGUCAACAGUCAGAAUUUAAGCACAGCAGUAAUCCUAGAAAAAAAAAAAAAAACAAAAAACACUCAGGGAUCACUGUGGGAAGCCAUGGGGUUAUGUGCAGGUAAUGUUUCACCCCCAAUUAACAUGAACUGUAUGAACUGUGGGAGGAAGAUUGCUUAUUGCAAUAUUCCUCAGUGUGUUUUAAAGGUGUAUAUGGAACUCUCCUUUCUGUACCUAACCUAUGGAAAAAUAUUUGCUUCUUGUACUCUUUUUCUGUCAAAUUAAUUACAUUCCUUAAAACAAACAAAAACACCUGUGUUUGUAGUUACAAGGUUAGAGUGUAUUGGUUAGGUAUUAGCAUAAGUACUGCAUAUAUGGCCAUUGUCUACAACAACACCUAACAUACCCUUGUAAUAAAUAUGAAAGGAUUUGAAAAGUUUUCAUACUAAAUGUCAGUUAAAAACAAAAGGAAAUAUUUUUGCGUAUGCACCCAUACAUCCAGAGCCUUCAUAAACUUAAUAUUUUACAUGGAACUUCAUCAAAUAUAAGGAAAAAUAUCUAUGUUUACCUAAUAUCUUAUAAAAAGAAGAAAAAAAAUCAAACCUUUGCAUACUUUUCCCUAUCUGAUAGCUUUACUUAAGUUUGGACAAUCUUUUCUUAAGUUGCUGCUAUAAAAUAUCGUGCAUCACUGGUGUUUCAACUCACAAUCAUGGGCAAUUUGAAAAGCUACUGAGAAUCAGUUGUAAAUAUAUUGUUGUGUUUAAUAAGUUUGAUUUUUACAUGUCUAUCAAUAUAUAUAAAUAAAUAACUUCUGUACUGGCUUUAAAUAUACCUGGAGGAAAUAAGUUUGCUGUGGCUAGGAGCUUCCAGGUGCAAAAGCAGAUCCUGACUGACACUACCCAAAAGCAACUCCACCCCCCCUCCCAAAUAACUGCAACAAAACACAUAUAUGAGGAACAGUAAUAGUAUUUAGAUGUUUGUACAAAAAUAUGUUAUAUUUUGCAGAAUCUAGAAUAAAAUAGUGCUGUGGGAAAAUAGGGAAAAAAAAAGUAGAACACUGCAGAUUUAUUUUUGCAAUCAAUUCUAACUAGAUUUAUA